This is a messenger RNA of Mycena citricolor, 842 nucleotides long. Lineage: Eukaryota; Fungi; Basidiomycota; Agaricomycetes; Agaricales; Mycenaceae. The record is from the annotation of a GenBank genome assembly.
AUGGGUGCCUGCGAGGGGGCGCGCCAUGAAGUCCCAAAAGCUGUCUGCGCUCCUCUGCGGCCUCGCGCCCCUCGUCCAGCUCCGCGCACACGCACUGCCGACGAGCGCAGCGCCGCGCGCCGCGUGCGCGGACGUCAUGGCGCGUUGACUCUCCCCUCCCGGGGCCCCCGCUCCGACGCUGACCGCCCGCAGGUGUUCUUCGCGCGCGGGACGACGGAGCCCGCGCCCAUCGGCACCCUCGUCGGCCCCCCGCUCGCCGCCGCGCUCCAGCGCGCGCUGCGCGCGAAGGGGAACUUGACGCUCGCGUUCGCGGGCGUCGGCUACGCCGCGGACGUCCUCGGGUUCCUCGAGGGCGGCGACCCGCAGGGCGCGCGCGCCAUGGCGAACGACCUGACCAGCGCGGCUAGUGCGUGUCCCAAGGCCGCGCUCGUGACGGCGGGGUACAGCCAGGGCGGCCAGCUCGUGCACAACUCCGCGCGCCUCCUCUCGCCCGCGGUCCAAGCGCGCAUCAGCGCCGCCGUCAUCUUCGGCGACCCCGACAACGGAUCCGCGGUGAGCGGCGUCAGCGCGUUGCGCACGCACGUCGUGUGCCACGCCGGCGACGACAUCUGCCUGCACGGCGACCUCGUCCUCGAGCCCCACCUGACGUACGGCGCCGACACCCCGAGCGCGGCGGCGUUCAUCGCAGGCAAGGUGUGAACAACUCGGGAAGGAGGAACAAAAAAAAAUGGGAGCUGGCGCGAUACCGAAUUUUUAUCUCAUUAUUUCAAAAUCCUGUGAUAUGUAGAUAUGAAGCGCUGGCGCUUAUUGAACGACGUUUGGAAGUGGCUUAUCGACGUGAG